GAGCGGCGUCCGCCUGGCCCGACUGCUGUCGGGGUCGUCUGGGCGGAGCUAGGCUCUCGCCGAGCUUGAGGCUGCUUCCUCGACCUCGAAGCUUCGUACUGUCCCGGCCAGCUCAAGCCCGCACCGAGCGUCAUGGCCCAGCCGCCGCCCGACGUCGCGGAGGACGACUGUCUUCCUGAGUACCGUCACCUUUUCUGCCCGGAUCUCCUACAGGACAAAGUGGCCUUUAUCACUGGUGGUGGAUCUGGAAUUGGCUUCCGGAUUGCUGAGAUUUUCAUGCGGCAUGGCUGCCACACGGUCAUCGCCAGUAGAAGCUUUCCAAGAGUAUCCUUGGCUGCCAAGAAGCUGGUCACUACUACUGGCCGGCGGUGCCUCCCUUUAUGUAUGGACGUCCGAGUUCCCCCAGCUGUCAUGUCUGCUGUGGACCAGGCACUGAAGGAGUUUGACAAAAUUGACAUCCUCAUUAACUGUGCAGCUGGAAACUUUCUGUGCCCUGCCAGUGCAUUGUCCUUCAAUGCCUUCAAGACUGUGGUUGACAUUGACACCAUUGGCACCUUCAAUGUGUCUCGUGUGGUCUAUGAGAAGUUCUUCCGGGACCAUGGAGGGGUGAUUGUGAACAUCACUGCCACCCUGAGUGUCCGAGGGCAGGUGCUGCAAAUUCACGCAGGCGCUGCCAAGGCAGCUGUGGAUGCUAUGACCCGACACUUGGCUGUGGAGUGGGGUCCCCAGAACAUCCGUGUCAACAGUCUGGCCCCUGGCCCCAUCAGCGGCACUGAGGGGUUACAGCGACUGGGGGGUCCUUACUUCAGUCCAAGUACAGAAGCUCUUUUGAGCCCCCUGCAGAGACUGGGAAACAAGACGGAAAUUGCCCACAGCGUGCUAUACCUGGCCAGCCCUCUGGCUUCCUACGUCUCAGGGAUUGUGUUGGUGGUUGAUGGUGGGAGCUGGAUGACCUUCCCAAAUGACAUCAAGCGACUAGUAGAUUUCAAGUCCUCCUCUUCUAAGCUCUAGGUGAGGAUCCACUGCUAUUUUUAGGAUCACCUAUUCGGAGUACUUCUCAGUGGGCAGACAGAGCCCCCUGAGGAGGAGGGUCCAAUGCCACUGGGCACUUCCAGUGAGCAGUGCUUCUGUCUUUGUUGGAGGCAGGUGUUGGAGUGACACUUUUUUAGAAACAGGGUCUUUUUAAGAGGCUGGUCUCCAUCUUCCUGUCUCAACCUCCUUGGUGCUGGGAUUACAGGUGUGCACUAGGUCAGGUGGGGUACAAUUUUUGACACAAAAACUUGCAUCCAAGAUGCACUGUUCUUCAUGGAAAUUGGCAACCCUAGCAGUCAUCUGGGGACUGGGCUGUUUCCCUGCUGUUUCUCCAUAGCCCACUUCCUAGUUACGAGUGAUCAGGCCAUGAGACCAGGUUGACACCUGCCUAUGGAGGCAUCUGAAACAGUUCUGUAGGAUUUUGCCAGGAAACGAAUUUUAUUAAAUUAUGUUUUAUGGGCUGGAGAGAUGGCUCAGCAGUUAAAUAAAGGUGCUUCCUUGCUAAGUCUUAUGGCCCCAGUUUGAUGCCCCAGUACCCACAUAAAGCCAUU
Molecule: messenger RNA, 1583 nt
Organism: Jaculus jaculus (lesser Egyptian jerboa)
Lineage: Eukaryota; Metazoa; Chordata; Mammalia; Rodentia; Dipodidae
Gene: Decr2
Product: 2,4-dienoyl-CoA reductase 2
Exons: 8
Coding region: 133-1011 (292 amino acids)
Biological process (GO): fatty acid catabolic process
Molecular function (GO): 2,4-dienoyl-CoA reductase (NADPH) activity
Source: RefSeq, a predicted model, not a curated record